Messenger RNA from Colletotrichum higginsianum IMI 349063, 1080 nucleotides. Its product is annotated as Major facilitator superfamily transporter. Bases 1 to 1080 code for a protein of 359 amino acids. Gene Ontology annotation, molecular function: transmembrane transporter activity. Gene Ontology annotation, biological process: transmembrane transport. The transcript has 3 exons. Lineage: Eukaryota; Fungi; Ascomycota; Sordariomycetes; Glomerellales; Glomerellaceae. The record is from RefSeq and is a predicted model, not a curated record.
AUGGCCAACGGAAUCUACAUCAUCAGCGUCAUGCUCGGGAAUACCUUGAUCCCGACAAUAUCAGGCGUGCAGGCCGAGGCUCAAGGCUGGCGGUGGGCCUACUACACCACUGCCAUCUGCCUAACCGUCAUAACAUUCGUUUUCCUCUUCUUUUUUGAAGAGACAAAGUAUGUCCCAGUGUCUGUUGGACAAUCAUCGCAAGCCGGACCGCACGAGGUGGAGGGGAUGAAAGAACCCCCGGCUUCCGCCACCUCCAAGCUUGACGGCAGCACCAUCGUGCGCCUGGGACACCGAGCAACCGCAACGACCCUUGAGCCCCCACAGAUGAAAACCUUCCGUCAGCGGAUGCAGUUUCUCACCCCGACUUCAGAGCCGCUGUUUCGAGGCUUCGUCACGCCGUUCCGGACGUCCAUGCUGCUGCAUGUCCUGUUCACGGCCGUGCAGAGUGCCAACGCCAUCUUCUUCUUGGUGCUCAUGAGCAGCGUCAACCCCAUAGUCUUCUCGGCUCCGCCGUACAGCUUUGGCACCGCCGGUGUUGGCCUCAUGCUUGUGGGCCCCUUUAUCGGAAAUGCAAUCGGCAGUCUCUACGGGGGCUUCUGCGGAGACUGGGUUGCUGUCCGGCUGGCGAAGCGAAGCAACGGCGUCUUUGAGCCCGAGUUCCGGCUGUACAUCCUCGUGCUUCCGGCGGUCCUCAUGGGAUCUGGGUUGGCGAUUUACGGCGUGACGUUGGACCGUGGAAUGCAUUGGAUCUAUCCCAGCAUCGGAAGUGCCAUGUAUGCUUUCAGCAUGGGCGCCAUCAUGGAUAUAAGUUUCACGGUCGUUAUCGAUACUUAUACGGAUAUUACCGCGGACUGCUUUGUCUUCAUCACUUUUAUUCGAAACGCUGGGACGAUCGCUCUGCCGUUCGGGAUCGUGCCGUGGCUGGACUCCAUGAGCCUGACUUACAUUUUCGUUAUCUGCGGAUGCAUCAGCUCGAGCAUUGCACUCCUCUUCAUCCCGCUCGUGAUCUGGGGCAAGGCCAUUAGGAAAGCGUCGGGACACAGAUAUGAAGCUCUGCGCGUCGAAGUUGCUAGUCCUUGA